This is a messenger RNA of Glarea lozoyensis ATCC 20868, 276 nucleotides long. RefSeq lists its product as uncharacterized. The transcript has a single exon. The record is from RefSeq and is a predicted model, not a curated record. Bases 1 to 276 code for a protein of 91 amino acids. NCBI's taxonomy places the organism in Eukaryota, Fungi, Ascomycota, Leotiomycetes, Helotiales, Helotiaceae.
AUGGCUUUCACUUCUGAUGGUGGUGUGUGGGUUUUGGAGGUCAGCAAGGGCAGUAUAAGUCGAGAUGAUUAUGGGAACGCAGGUCUGGAUAACGCGCUUAGCUUGGAAGAGAGAUGUGAGGUGCUUAAGGGAUUAGGUGCUAAAUUCUGUGAGAGUCUGGACGCUUGUCCGGAGACGGCCAUGUUCUUGGUAGAUACAGCGGAGCUUUUGAAAGACCCAGUGGUUAUGACUGAGCGCUGGGAAUAUUUGAAUCAUCGGGAUAACCAGCAAUAUUGA